Messenger RNA from Penicillium griseofulvum, 864 nucleotides. RefSeq lists its product as uncharacterized. The transcript has a single exon. Lineage: Eukaryota; Fungi; Ascomycota; Eurotiomycetes; Eurotiales; Aspergillaceae. The record is from RefSeq and is a predicted model, not a curated record. The coding region runs from base 1 to 864 and encodes 287 amino acids.
AUGCAUCUAAUCGGUAUCCUCUCCUGGUUGCAACUGCUAUACGCAUUUUCCUACUGCGUAGGACCAUUUUGGAGCACACGGCGCGAGUUUCCACCCUUCAUCACAACGAUCGACCGCAUAGAAACAAAAUUCCUGAACACCAUUUUCGGUGCGCCCCCACUCUCAGCCUAUGAUUCUGCACCGAAUGUAGAGAGCCAGAGAGGGAAUGGCCUCCUGAAUCGGGAAAACAACAACAUCCGCACCACCGCACAACCCAAUCCCAAUUUGUUAUCCAGCUCAACCUGGCCACAGCAGGGACAUCAAAACUUGGACUCCUCAUCAGAGCAAGAAAGUCCCACAUUGUAUCAGGGCAACGACGGAGAAAACUUCCCUAUCCAUGGAACCCUGCGCAGGGUUCGAUUCAGCACACGGGGUAGCAUCUCAAAGCUAGCUACCUCGGCAAAAGCCAUCUUCCGCCAGCCGCUGAACACCACCCAACGGAAUCCAGAAGGCUUGUCUUUCGACGAGGAACGAGCAGGGUCAGAGCUGGUUCCUGUUCCAGUGCGCACUUCGCAGCCUCGUUUUGUCGAGAACGUGCCUUUCCCCGCUCCCAUGUCUGUUUCUGCGCGUAUCGCAGAUCACUUUAGUGACCCUGGACCGUCAACUGGAAUUAAGGGGAAGCAGCCCGUCUCGUUUGGGGCGACCAUUGCUGCGGGGGUUGAUUCUGAGACUGUACAGAUGGAUCGUGCGCGCAAGUAUCACUCUGUCGAGAGUUAUCCGGGGAAGUUCCCUGUUAGUGAUUCGUUGGAUUAUAGCUCGCUUGCUACCGCUUAUGCUGUCAGAGGGAGGGGAACUACCUCUGUUCGGCCUUUCUCGGACUACUAG